CCGUGCCGUCAGCUGAUGGGCCGCCGGCGGGGAAGGCUGCGGCCGCGCGAACAUGGCGGCCGAGAUCCACUCCAGGCCGCAGAGCAGCCGCCCCGUGCUGCUGAGCAAGAUCGAGGGCCACCAGGACGCCGUCACGGCCGCGCUGCUCAUCCCCAAAGAGGACGGCGUGAUCACGGCCAGCGAGGACCGAACCAUCCGAGUAUGGCUGAAGAGAGACAGUGGCCAGUACUGGCCCAGUAUUUAUCACACAAUGGCCUCUCCUUGUUCUGCUAUGGCUUACCAUCAUGAUAGCAGGAGGAUAUUUGUUGGCCAGGAUAAUGGAGCUGUAAUGGAGUUUCAUGUUUCUGAAGAUUUUAAUAAAAUGAACUUUAUCAAGACCUACCCAGCUCAUCAGAACCGGGUGUCUGCUAUCAUCUUCAGCUUGGCUGCAGAGUGGGUGAUCAGCACCGGCCAUGACAAGUGCGUCAGCUGGAUGUGCACGCGGAGCGGGAACAUGCUGGGGCGGCAUUUCUUCAGCUCCUGGGCUUCAUGUCUACAAUUUGAUUUUGAUACUCAGUAUGCUUUUGUUGGAGAUUAUUCUGGACAGAUCACACUCCUGAAGCUUGAACAGAACACGUGUUCUGUUAUCACAACCCUCAAAGGACAUGAAGGGAGCAUUGCCUGCCUCUGGUGGGACCCCAUUCAGCGGUUACUCUUCUCAGGAGCAUCAGACAACAGCAUCAUCAUGUGGGACAUUGGAGGCAGGAAAGGCCGGACGCUCUUGCUUCAGGGCCACCAUGACAGGGUGCAGUCGCUGUGCUACCUGCAGCUCACGAGGCAGCUGGUGUCCUGUUCAUCGGAUGGUGGAAUUGCUGUGUGGAACAUGGACGUUAGCCGAGAAGAGGCUCCUCAGUGGCUAGAGAGUGAUUCCUGUCAGAAGUGUGAGCAGCCCUUUUUCUGGAACCUAAAGCAGAUGUGGGACACGAAGACACUGGGUUUGAGGCAGCAUCACUGCAGGAAAUGUGGGCAAGCCGUCUGUGGCAAGUGCAGCAGCAAGCGUUCCAGUUACCCGGUCAUGGGCUUUGAGUUCCAGGUCCGAGUUUGUGAUUCCUGUUACAACUCGAUCAAAGAGGAAGAUCGGACUUCUCUAGCAACUUUUCAUGAAGGAAAGCAUAACAUUUCCCACAUGUCCAUGGACAUUGCCAGGGGACUGAUGGUGACCUGUGGCACGGACCGCAUCGUCAAGAUCUGGGACAUGACGCCUGUGGUGGGCUGCAGUCUGGCAGCGGGGUUUGCGCCACACUGAUCCAGGUGCUGGGUGAUGGCGACACCUCAGGAACAGCUGCCUCCGCCAGAUGAAACCCUUCCCAUGUAGCUCGACAGCCGCCGUCACAGGAAAGGAUAGUGGCUACCGAGAAACAAAUCGGCAUUUUUUAAAAGGAAUAAAAUGUAAAGGUGUGUGGGGGGCAUCUGUGGAACUCACCUGCGGGGACUAAUGUGGAAAUGAUCUGUGUAGGAACCCCUUCCUGAGGAAGGGGGAAAGCUUGCUCGUGAACAGUGAGCUCAGGUAUGAGGAAAGAGGAGCGUGUACUGAGUGAGUUUUAGAAGGGAAACAAUUGGAAGGGAAGUGGAUGCUUAGAACUUUACAAAAACAGUCCCAAGUCCAAACCCACAUCUGUCAGAGUGCUGGCCUCCCCUGGGCCCAGGCUUUCUGUUGUCAGAGCAGGAGCUAGGGAGGAGGGCUAUCCUCUCUUUGUCAAGGGGGGGGCACCACUUGUAUGUGAUUGUCUACUCUUAGUUGUUGAUAAACUUCUUAAAAGGCAUUUGUUCUCUUUAGAGAGUGUCAUCACCUGGUCUCAGCCUUGGAUUUGCUUUAGUCAUUUCUGUUGCAGCCAGUGUGUGUCAUGUAACCAGGAAAGUCCCCUACUCUUUCCCCCCACAUGUGUUCUGAGGACAAAGCUUCCUUAUGGUGCUGUUAACAUGAGUCAUGUGGUCACCAGACAUUUUCUUACUGUAGCUAGUAACAAGUAAUAGAAAACCCAGUGACCAGGCAAUGGUGAUGGGAUAGAGUCAGUUCCAUAGAAUGGGAGCUAUCUGUUCCUACUAAAGACACCUUUUAGGUGGAGUCCCAACAUGAGCCCCUGUGAUGUGGUGGAAGUUUAUUGUGUCCCUCAGAAAAGUGCUCCAAAGCUUUGUUGGCUUUUAAUCAUAACUAAUGUAAUUUAUUUUUCAUAGGAGAAUAUGGAUGGCUCAGAACUGUAAUCGUUAAUCAGAUCCUAUCAGUAAUUCCUUCCAUCAUAGCUAGUGAAAGUUGUUUCAAACAUAUUCUUAAAGUGCUUGGCCACAAAGUUUAGGUUAAGGAGGAGAUGGAGGAGAAUGAGUCUGCCUUUAAUAAUACAGAUGGGUACAUGUGUGUGUUUUGAUAGUAACACAUGUAUCCAUUCUUCUAGAGCUAUGAAAGCAAGGAGAGAAGGUCCUACUUUUCUUUUUUGGUGCCAGUACUGGGGCUUGAACUCAGCUCAAGGCUCUUGUUCUCUCACUUGAGGCAC
Dipodomys ordii (Ord's kangaroo rat) is the source of this 2528-nucleotide messenger RNA. RefSeq names its product WD repeat and FYVE domain containing 1 (gene Wdfy1). The transcript has 12 exons. NCBI's taxonomy places the organism in Eukaryota, Metazoa, Chordata, Mammalia, Rodentia, Heteromyidae. The coding region runs from base 53 to 1285 and encodes 410 amino acids. Gene Ontology annotation, molecular function: protein binding; metal ion binding. The record is from RefSeq and is a predicted model, not a curated record.